Molecule: messenger RNA, 831 nt
Organism: Effrenium voratum
Lineage: Eukaryota; Dinophyceae; Suessiales; Symbiodiniaceae
Source: the annotation of a GenBank genome assembly
AGGGACGGGCCAAGCGCAAUGAGUGACGGUUUGCCUCCGCCCCCGCCUCCGCCGCCUCCUGAAGAUGGAGAGGCGUUUGGCGGCAACCCCUUUGGCUCCCUGGUGCAGCCUGCGCCCUUGAUCUUGAGGUGUAAAGUGGUGUUGCUGGGCGACUCCGCAACUGGCAAGACGUCGUUGGCAAAGGUGUUCCAGGGCGGUGCGACCAACUUCCCGAAGAACUACGCCAUGACGUUAGGAAUCGACACCUUGGUGAAACGAGUUAACAUUCCUGAGACCAACGUGGUUGUGGAGUUGUACAUCAUAGACUGUGGCGGCUUCUCCGUCUGCCAGGACGUGCUCCGUCCACAAUGGGAGACGGCCAACGCCAUGAUGCUUGUCUACGAUGUGGCAAAUCCCGAGAGCUUGAGCCACCUGGAAGAGUGGUAUGCUCAACUGAAGCAUGCGCGGGGCGAAUCCGCCAUCUCUGGGGUGGUCAUAGCAACCAAGACUGAUCUGAUGGACCGACCUGGCUGCAUUUCAGUGGAGCAGGGCCAUCAGUUCAGCAGCGAAAGGGGCCUCGAGUUCUUUGAAACCUGCUCUGCGAAAGGAAUAGUGGAUGCACCGUUCCAUUUCCUGGCAGAGCGCUUCUACCAGAAGUACGGAGAGCGCAAGGUGGAAUUGGAGAAUCUUCACUGAAGCUCCUGCAGGGCUCAUGGCGCGUGCUUCACCCAGAAGAUAUGCUGAAAUGGCCAUGCACAUGAGCGUUUCACUGCCGUAGGGCGACGGUAGCCGAGACGUGCAGCGGAAUCUGCUUCAGAGGCAACAAUAGGCAUGCACCACACUUUGUUCUAC